Molecule: messenger RNA, 2787 nt
Organism: Heteronotia binoei (common prickly gecko)
Lineage: Eukaryota; Metazoa; Chordata; Lepidosauria; Squamata; Gekkonidae
Gene: HDAC3
Product: histone deacetylase 3
Exons: 15
Coding region: 91-1404 (437 amino acids)
Molecular function (GO): histone deacetylase activity
Source: RefSeq, a predicted model, not a curated record
GGGUGGCGGCUGCGCGGCGGUGGGGAGGUCUGUCGGUUCCCGGCGCGCGCUGCUUCCCUCCGCGAGGCGGGGGGAGCGGCGAGGACGGCGAUGGCGAAGACCGUGGCCUAUUUCUAUGACCCGGAUGUCGGCAACUUUCACUAUGGUGCGUCGGGGGUAUGUGGAAGGAAAGGGGCUGGACAUCCAAUGAAGCCCCAUCGCCUGGCCCUGACCCACAGUCUGGUGCUGCACUACGGACUCUACAAGAAGAUGAUUGUAUUUAAACCAUACCAAGCAUCCCAGCAUGAUAUGUGUCGUUUUCACUCAGAAGAUUACAUUGAUUUCCUUCAGAGGGUGAGUCCAACCAACAUGCAAGGAUUUACCAAGAGCCUCAAUGCUUUCAAUGUGGGGGAUGACUGUCCAGUCUUCCCAGGGCUGUUUGAAUUUUGCUCUCGCUACACUGGGGCCUCCUUGCAAGGAGCAACGCAGCUGAACAAUAAGAUUUGUGAUAUUGCGAUAAACUGGGCAGGAGGCCUGCACCAUGCAAAGAAAUUUGAGGCCUCUGGUUUUUGUUAUGUCAACGACAUCGUUAUUGGCAUUUUGGAGCUUCUCAAGUAUCACCCGCGCGUCCUUUACAUUGAUAUUGAUAUUCAUCACGGAGACGGCGUUCAAGAGGCUUUUUAUCUGACAGAUCGGGUCAUGACAGUGUCUUUUCAUAAAUAUGGAAACUACUUCUUCCCUGGUACAGGUGACAUGUAUGAAGUCGGGGCGGAGAGUGGCCGUUAUUACUGCCUGAAUGUGCCUUUGCGUGAUGGAAUCGAUGACCAAAGUUACAAACACCUUUUCCAGCCAGUAAUUAAUCAAGUAAUAGACUUCUACCAGCCCACCUGCAUUGUGCUACAGUGUGGUGCUGAUUCACUUGGUUGUGACCGUCUGGGUUGCUUUAACCUCAGUAUCAGAGGACAUGGUGAGUGCGUGGAAUACGUCAAGAGUUUCAACAUCCCCCUGCUGGUGUUAGGAGGAGGCGGCUACACGGUUCGCAAUGUGGCCCGGUGCUGGACCUAUGAGACAUCACUGCUUGUGGAUGAAGCCAUUAGUGAGGAGCUCCCAUACAGCGAAUACUUUGAAUACUUUGCUCCUGACUUUACCCUUCACCCCGAUGUCAGCACUAGAAUUGAAAAUCAGAACUCGAGGCAGUACUUAGAUCAAAUCCGGCAGACUAUCUUUGAGAACCUGAAGAUGCUGAACCAUGCCCCGAGUGUCCAGAUCCACGAUGUCCCUUCUGAUCUGCUGAGUUAUGACCGCACAGAUGAGCCUGAUCCAGAAGAGCGGGGCUCGGAGGAGAACUAUAGCAGGCCGGAGGCUUCCAACGAGUUCUACGACGGCGACCACGAUAACGAUAAAGAAAGCGACGUGGAGAUAUGAGUCCCGAAUCGUAGGAGUUUUUGGACUGUGUCAGGUUUCCUGCCUGGAUGCGAGUGCUCGAAGGGAGCAGCACCUCCGCCCUUCCUUUCCGCUGGUCGCUUAAAAGUGAUGGCAGCAGCGCUGCUGAAGCAUGCGAGGACUUGCACACAAAAGGCAGUGAGAUCCCCCCACCCUGCCUUCGCAGCCCUGAUUUCCCAUGGGCUUGUGCCUCUGCCACUGCUGGAGGGGAACAUAAAUUCCUCAGAACUGUCGGGCCGUGGCUGCUCUGUGGUUAAGUUCAGGACUUGCUAUGCCAUGACAUCCUCCCUCCGUGCAGACAUUUCAAGGAGGACAUCUCUGUCUUCGGCAGUUGCCUCUUUUAUUGUGGCGUGGGCUUUUCAUGUACGCAUGCUUCAGCUGAGGCAGCAGACCCGUAACACACACACACACACACAAAAAUACAGUGGAAGUUGUUUCCCUGCCAGGUUUCCAGCCAGGGAGUAUUCUGUUGGAGUAACGCAUUCCAAAAAGAGAACCAGGACAUUGGGAGAAUAAUCUGCUGGGCCCUUAGUGAACAUAGGAAGAGUUAAUUUGAGGUCCAGUCCAAGAGCGCGAGCUCAUUCAAUACAUAGCUUUCAUCCUGGAUGUUCUUUCUUACAGCUUUUCCUUCCCCUCCUGCAAAAAAAAGCUCAGAGAAAUAUUUAUCCAGAUUGAUGGGGGGCAAAUCAGGCUAGGAUAAGAUUCCCCCCCCCCUUUUUAAAUUUUUUAUUCAUUGUCACGUUGUGGACCUGGGUGUCAGCCUGGUACCCAAACCCAUUUUCGAUAGAGGAUUUAAUUCUGCAUGGAUAGCAGGCUUUCGUGCCUUGAGCACACCGUGGCUUUUAUUGGUAACUCCCAGUGACUCCACAAGAGCAGUCCACUCAUCUUUACUUCUAUCAAGGGGCAGGUUGUGACAGAGAACACACUCGGUUGUGGGGAUGUUGGCUCUGCUGUGUUUGUUCUCCUGUUUCGUACAGUUGCACUUCUCCCAUCUGUGAAUUUCUUCAACAGAGGGGCGAGUUACUUCCGCAUCUAGGGUGUGUGAUGUGUCCCACUUUCACAACAUGGCCUUUUAGUGAGAGCCUGCAAUAUCUCCCUGGGUUAAUGGCAAAGGGAAACCCAUUUUUCCCCUUUGCAAAGGUUGAUGGAGCAAACAUGGGCGUCUCGUUGGCUAUGCACUGUGUGAGCUGCCAUGGGCGUCUCGUUGGCUAUGCACUGUGUGAGCUGCCAAUGCCUGUCCAUCUGGGUUGGGAGGGUGUCAUUGACAUUGCUGUGGCAGAGCAUCAGAUGACCUUUUGUUCCUUGUACUUGUAUUUUUACCAGUGUCUCAAAAUAUUAAACCACAGGAUGGUAUUUUUUUUCUUA